GCGACUAAAAGAUCGGCCAACCGAAGUCGUCGCCAUUACUGGCUGGCUUGUGCGUUUCCAUGUUGAGCCUUGGGGGAGGUUUUCGGGUGCGUGCAACCAGGACGAUAAUUUUUAGCGGCAUCGCCAAAACGUCGAUGUAUAGUGUUCGUAACGUCUCUUCUCGAAGUGGAUCUAAAACUUUGACUACUGGGGCGACGUCUUCUCUUAACGGAGAGCUCGAGUAUGGACAGUCUGACAAAUUGAUUCAAUGGGAUCUGUUGACGAAGAAGUCUCAGGUGGAGUGUCAACCGCGUGACAGACUGGGCGCUGAAAGGAACAUUCAUGAACUUUGUCAGCCGUUUCUGCCAGUUUGUCAAGUGAUAAAUCGUCGGCGGAUACAGUUAUGAUCGCCGUAGUGUUGGAUGGGACGCAUUUGAACCAUAACUGACGUUAGACGUUGUCGUCGACUUAAAAGGAACCCACCAGCAAGAGCAUAUAACGCAGUUCAACUUCGGAAAGAAGUUGGUGAAGUCUGACCUUAUCGGAAGCUGUGAGACGUUUCAAAACGGCAAUUUUAAGCUUAUCGUAUGGUGUUUCGGUAGGAACAGAGUCGAGCAAGUCUACCCCAUUGGCCGCUGUGUGUGCGAAGAUGUGCAACGACGAAGGAGCACGUAGAACAUAGUGAAGUAAUCCUACAGCAACGAAAAAGCUUCCAACUGUGAAAACCAGACAUGGGCAUUGUUUACGUCAAAAGCGGGCAAGGAAAAACCAACAAAAUUUUCAGAAGUCAGUGUGGGGAGUGGUACUAAACGACAUUUCGCAG
Molecule: messenger RNA, 802 nt
Organism: Dicrocoelium dendriticum
Lineage: Eukaryota; Metazoa; Platyhelminthes; Trematoda; Plagiorchiida; Dicrocoeliidae
Source: the annotation of a GenBank genome assembly